Messenger RNA from Hibiscus syriacus, 621 nucleotides. Its product is annotated as heterogeneous nuclear ribonucleoprotein Q-like. The transcript has 4 exons. The coding region runs from base 59 to 388 and encodes 109 amino acids. Gene Ontology annotation, molecular function: RNA binding. The record is from RefSeq and is a predicted model, not a curated record. NCBI's taxonomy places the organism in Eukaryota, Viridiplantae, Streptophyta, Magnoliopsida, Malvales, Malvaceae.
GAGCUUUGCCUUUGUGGAGUACUAUAACAAUGCAUGACCCUGGUAUUCAAGGCAAAAGAUGAUGAAUCAAGAAUUCAGGAUUGGUGAUAAUGCUCCAACUGUGAGCUGGGCUGAUCCCAAAACUGCUGAUUCGUCUGCUGCUUCCCAGGUGAAGGCACUUUAUGUAAAGAAUUUGCCAAAGGAUGUCAAGCAAGAUCAGUUAAAGAAGCUAUUUGAACAUCAUGGAAAGAUAAGAAAGCAGUUCUACCUCCAGUUAAACCUGGACAAGAGAAAUAGAAUUGCUUUUGUUCAUUUUGCAGAGAGAUCUUGUGCUAUGAAAGCUUUGAAUAGCUCAGAAAAAUAUGAAUUGGGUGGCCAAGUUAUGGAAUGUUCUCUUGCAAAGCUCUAACAGAUCAAAAGAGUCCUCACUGGGGGUCAAGUUCUCAGACAUCAGGUUUUCUUCCUGAUUAUCCGUCCCGCAUUGGCUACGGUCUCGUUGGGGGUGCAUAUGGUGCUCUAGGUCCAGGAUAUGGUGUUCCGGGCCUUACACAGCCAUUAAUCUAUGGGUUGGGAGGGCACCAACUACAACUGCAUGUCAAUGAUGCCAAUGCUUCUGCCCGAUGGCCGAAUCGGAUAUGUCCU